CAGAAGAAGAAGCUGCAUUAAGGGAAGUGCCGCAGUGUGUUCAGCUCUGUGGUGCUGCGUAGAUGUCAACCAGGGUUUUUAUCAGCUAAUCCGAAGAAACAUACUUCAUUGUUUUUUAAACUAUACAUAUAACGUCACAAAAUGGCCACUGAUUCGGGAUACGGCGGCUCACAAAGCUAUGGAUCAUAUAGUGGUCAGCCGGGCGGGCAGGGUUAUGGUCAAGGAAAUGGCAGUGGCUCUUAUGGGGGACAGAGUUACAGUGGCUAUGGACAGCAAGGUGCAGCACAAGACGGUUAUGGCCAAUCUCAGCCACAGAGCUAUGGAAGUUACGGUCAGGACUCAUCUGGGUAUGGCGAUAAGUCGACGUCUUAUGGGCAGCCAAGUUCCUAUGCUGGCCAGGGGCAAGCAGCAGACAGCUAUGGGCAGCAAAGCUCCUAUGGUAGCCAAGGGCAAGGAGGUGGCAGCUAUGGAAGAUGGAGUGAAAGUGAAAGUGGUGGUCAGGGUGGGCGGUUCGGACGUGACCAAGGAGACCGUUCAGAAGGAGGGGCCUACAGAGGCCGAGGCCGUGGUGGUUAUGACCGUGGUGGUUAUGAUCGUGGCGGUUAUGACCGCGGUGGAUACGACCGUGGCGGAAGAGGUGGACCUCCUGGUAUGGGAGGUGGUGACCGUGGUGGCUACAAAAAUUACGGUGGCUCUCGAGACUACGGCUCAAGGGAUGAACCAGAUGGUGAGCAGGACAACUCUGACAACAACACCAUUUUUGUCCAGGGACUGGGAGAAGAUGCCACCGUUCAGGAAGUCGGCGACUUCUUCAAGCAAAUUGGUAUCAUCAAGGUGAACAAGAAGACCGGCCUGCUAAUGAUCAACAUCUACUCUGACAAAGCCACCGGUCGGCCAAAAGGAGAAGCAACAGUGUCAUUUGAUGACCCACCCUCUGCUAAAGCUGCUAUUGAUUGGUUUGAUGGCAAGGAGUUCAAUGGCAAACCCAUCAAAGUAUCAUUUGCCACUCGCAGAGCUGAGUUCACACAGAGAGGAGGGGGUGGCGGCGGUGGAAGAGGGGGGCGAGGAGGAGGUUUCAGAGGUCGUGGUGGUAGUGGACCCAGCUUUGACAUUAAGGGAGGAGACUGGCCCUGUCCCAACAGCUCUUGUGGCAACAUGAAUUUUGCGCGAAGGCAAGAGUGUAACAAGUGUGGCACGCCCAAACCAGGAGAUGCAGGCGGUGAUCGUGGAGGCAGAGGCGGUUACGGCGGUGACAGAGGUGGUGGCUUCAGAGGGCGUGGAGGUUUCCGUGGGGGAGACCGCGGAGGCUACGGAGGUGGUGGCGGCGGCGGAGGAUUUGGCGGGGGCUACAAAAUGGGAGGAAGAGGUGACCGCAGAGACGACAGAAGAGACCGGCCAUACUAAGUGUUGAGCAGAUGGAAACCAUUCCAGCCCUUGAGUUUGCUGUGGAGGGAGGGAAAUUGGGGGGUGUUAGGAUUGGGGAAGGUGAUGGAUCAGAUAUUCUGAUUUGUGUACCUUGUUUUUGUAGCCAAUAUAUCCCAGCUAUAACUGUUCAUCUACAAGUGAGGGGAAGGGUGUGUUGAGCUACUGUGAAGGGACUUGGGGGCUGAUUGGCACUGUUGGCAUGUGGUCAAAUGUUGUUUGGUUUUUUUUUUUUCUCCCCCUUUUUUGUUUUAUUUCUUUGUACAUCUUUUAAUUUUCUCUCAGAUUCUAGUUGCAGAUGUGUUGUGAGGUAGACUUCGUACCUUUUUUUUGUUUUGUAUGAACGGAAUAAAAUGUUUUACUUGGA
Messenger RNA from Micropterus salmoides (largemouth bass), 1789 nucleotides. It is a transcript of the gene taf15, whose product is annotated as TAF15 RNA polymerase II, TATA box binding protein (TBP)-associated factor. Lineage: Eukaryota; Metazoa; Chordata; Actinopteri; Centrarchiformes; Centrarchidae. The transcript is spliced from 16 exons. Gene Ontology annotation, cellular component: nucleus. The record is from RefSeq and is a predicted model, not a curated record. Gene Ontology annotation, molecular function: transcription coregulator activity; RNA binding. Gene Ontology annotation, biological process: regulation of DNA-templated transcription. The coding region runs from base 142 to 1404 and encodes 420 amino acids.